AAAGCCGGAUAUUUUUUUUUUAAAAACAAACAGGCACGUCGCCAAUCCUCACGCUGAGAAGACGAUGUGCUCUUUAAAGAGCACGAGGGAGGAACAGAUCAGGACUUUAAGGGGGGUCUGCUUGGAAGCCGUCCACUAUCAUUUCAGUUUUAAAAAAAUAGAUGCAGCAGCGAUUCUUAGUGUGCCAGCAGACCUGUUGCAAGACCUCCUUCCUUACAUGAACCCGUGCCAGCUGGAUCAGCUUCAGCCAGAGCUCGAGCGCAAAGGAGUGUCCACCUAUUCGGCAUGGAUGAAGAUAUACCAAAGGUUGGCCGGCAGGGAGACGAGAUUCCAGCAAAAGACCUUUGACACUUCACAGGAGGUAAAAGUGGAAGUGAUGCAACGGAUGUUUGCCCAAUGGAUGUUUGCCCAGCGUCUCCGCCGCCCGUACGUCGACUUGGACAUCUGGAAUCACAUGGACUUGCCCACGUUCCUCUCAACGGCGGUCAAGUACGUCAAGCACGUGACGCUCAGCUCUGACAUGGAGCUGGCCGUGAACUUGACAGCGGGGGAUCCCCUUCUCUCCAGUCUGGAGAAGACGGUGGAGUCGCUGAAGUUGGAGUGGACCGACAGUUCCACAUCCCGUGAUUUGGACGAACUUUUCACCUUCUUGGUGCAUCGCUUUUUGGACCACGGUGUGGUUAAACACGUCAGUGUGAAUUCAGCUUUCGGCUGCUUCUUGACUUGGCUAUUCUAUGACCGUGACCAUGUGUAUAAAACUGCUGUGGAGCAGCAGAGAUGUUUAAUAAACAUCAGAUAUGAUUCGGAAGAGUCAAUGGAUUCCAAAGAAUUUGAGGAUGAAAAUGGUCCCCCUGCCAAACACUUGAAGACGGACAAGACAGUGAGCUUGCGUUUCCAUUGUUGUGAAGUCUCUUACCCUGGCUGCGUGACGCCGUGUCCGGUUGGAAAGAUCCAAAGUCUGACAGUCACUGAUUGCAACUUGGACAUGAUGAAGGAACUGGUCCAAAUCCUGCCCACAUUAGACAGCCUUACCACGCUGACGCUGGAACUGCCAUUCCUUGCUUGCGUCGAACGCGACCUGACCAUCUUGCUGGAGGACACCUUGACGACGGCGCUGGCGUCUUUGUCCUCACGUCCCCGCCGCUGCCUCCGUCGCGUGUCCAUCCCCUCGAUGCAGUGCACAGAGGAUCUGCUUUUCAACCUGCUGCAAGCUUACCUGGAGCUGAAGGAGCUGCAUGUGGGGGCCGUCGUCUACGCUUACAAGAACAAAAAGAAGUUCAAAGGUGAACUUGAACUGGAGCACCUGUCAGUCAAUUUGUAUGAGGACCAGCGGGACGCCAAGUUCCUCUUGACCGUGUUGCGAGUGUGCCCGCGUCUGGUCUCGCUGCAUAUUUCGGGCAUGCGCUUGCCCACCGGCCACUCCCUCAAGGAACUCCUCAACACACUCACAGAGUCCAACAUUCUACUGACGAGUCUCAGCUUGCUGGACCUCAACUUGUCCGAUUGUUUGGAGGAGAUCAUCAAGCUGCUGAGCGUCUGCAAGCUGGAAGAGCUCCACCUCAAAGACUGUCGUCUUCUGGACUGUGCCGUGGACAAGGCCGAGAGUCUUCGUCAACUGGUGGACGCCCUGAAGACGCUGCCGUCCCUGCGCAAGCUCACCUUAUCUCACAAUCGCCUGGCCAAAGACGUGCACGUGCUGGCCCAGCUCUUCUCAGGACCCGCGCCCAGCUCGCUGGAGUACCUCCACGUCGGAGCCAACUUUAUUCAGCCAGCAGACCUGCUAUUGUUGGCUGAAGCUUUGAGUUCGCAUCCUCCUCAGCGCCAACUCACCUUGGACCUCACCACCAACCCGGGGGAUCGCGACGUCAACACGUGGAAGGCGGCACUUGACAAGCUCCGCCCCUUCUGCCGUUGUCUCACCAAUGAGUGGAACUCAAAAAACACCAUGGCUGAUUACAUCAGCAACAUGUGAAGCGGUUGAAGGAUACAUACGUCUAUUAUUCAAGCGGAACGUCUGCUGUCUUUGCCAGGAAGGGAAAGCGAUAUGCUGGUGUCAUGUGAUGACAGUGGCAUGCUAGUCGCCGUGGAGAAAAAAUAAACACUGAUGUCGUCAUGAGGUGGUAAAAUUGGAAAAACAAAAGUGAAAUCCUGUGAACUUUUUGAAUGACAUUGAAGUGCAUCCUGUUUUUCACUUUUAGAGACUUUGGUGUGGGAGGGGGGAGUUGAAUCUACUCGUGCCAACUAACGUACAUGUGAAUUUUUUUAAAAAAAUACAUUUUCUAAAAAAAUUGAAAAA
This is a messenger RNA of Syngnathus typhle (broad-nosed pipefish), 2296 nucleotides long. It is a transcript of the gene lrrc41, whose product is annotated as leucine rich repeat containing 41. The coding region runs from base 65 to 1972 and encodes 635 amino acids. The transcript is spliced from 8 exons. NCBI's taxonomy places the organism in Eukaryota, Metazoa, Chordata, Actinopteri, Syngnathiformes, Syngnathidae. The record is from RefSeq and is a predicted model, not a curated record.